Phanerochaete carnosa HHB-10118-sp is the source of this 2913-nucleotide messenger RNA. RefSeq lists its product as uncharacterized. The record is from RefSeq and is a predicted model, not a curated record. Bases 245 to 2629 code for a protein of 794 amino acids. Gene Ontology annotation, molecular function: protein serine/threonine kinase activity; ATP binding. The transcript is spliced from 4 exons. Gene Ontology annotation, cellular component: cytoplasm. Gene Ontology annotation, biological process: protein phosphorylation; intracellular signal transduction. NCBI's taxonomy places the organism in Eukaryota, Fungi, Basidiomycota, Agaricomycetes, Polyporales, Phanerochaetaceae.
UCCUUACUCUCCACCACCACCUCCUGCCUGGAUAUGCCUUGCUAACAACAUCGACUUGUUGGCGUCGUCAACCAAAUUCCUCUCCUUCACAUCCGGUUUCAAGAGCACCUAGUUACAGGCGUCGCUGCGCCUGCGAUUGGCUACGUAAGUUGUAGACACCGUUAGCAUCUGCGGAAUACACGAGAGGCUGCAGUGGGACUAGGUUUCGGUAUAAAGGAUCACUACUCUACGUUUUUUGCUAGCAAUGUUGGAAAACUGGAACUUUCAUGGCUCGCAUUCGCACUUCGCUUCGUCUGCAUCGGGGUCUUCGCUAGGGGGACAGUCGCACCUCAGCAUACUCUCGAGCCCCUCGUCGAUGUCGUCUUCCUUAUCCGAUGUGCAUCCGCCCUCUCAAGCACCGUCCCCAUCCCCUUCUUUCUCGAGCGGCAGGAAGACGAAUGCGUUUUUUGCAUCCCCCUUUUCCGACUUGAGCUCGCCGGAGCCUGUCCCCCCUCCGCCGUUAGCGCGUUCUUCGUCCUUCGUCUCGAGCUCAUCACAGCCGUCGACUCGCGAGCGACCUGACGACGACAACGACAGUACCCCGCGCUUGUCGUCUGCGGCGCCACCCAAGGUCGCCGGGUCCCUCAUGGACACGUUCUUCAGACCCGCGUCAUUCGACUCCCAUCCCACGCCCCCGCCAAGCAUUCACUCUUUGGGGAGUGCACCCACUUCUCCCGAGGCGUCUCCGCCGUCGUCGCCACGGUCCGGCGCGAAGCACCGGCAGCCGCCGCUCUCGCGAAUAUUUCCGUCGCGCGCACGCUACACAGCAGUCGACGCUCUACCUUCCCGGCAGACCUCGCUGCGCACACAUUCGCCUCUGCCGGAUGCACACGCGUUCCCGCCGAACAUCCAGUCUAGCGGCCGCCGGCACUUCGUCGACCUGGAGGAAGAGCCUGUCAUAAGUACCAGUCCCGAGCGUAUGUCUGCGCCGCCACAGCCCCCCGUGCCUGAACCAGAGGAGAAGCCCAGGCCGAAAGCCCUCAACGUGCUGAUCCUGCCGUCCGCCGGAGAGUCCAGCCUGCCAACCCCCGUCUCGAUUGCGCAGGCGACGCCGCCACCCAGUGGUCCCCCGCCCCCUUUGAAACUCGGCGACAUUAUCACUGAAAUAUUUGCGUCCAACGUCGACUCUCACGACGCUGGGGUGCCUGAUGGCACACUGAAGCUCGAGCUUCUGCGUACACUCGGCCAAGGCGCGUUCAGCAGCGUCUGGCUUGCGCGCGACGUCAGUGGGCGGAUUGGCGGUCUCGAAGUCGUACGCAAGAGCAGCCUAAGACGUAGCCUGAGCAAGAGCUCAGCUCGCAGCAGUGGUAGCAUUCGUCGGAAGACGAGAUCGCUGAGGAAGAAGCUCGAGGGAGCGGCGCCGCAGGUUCACUUUGAUAACGGGGGACGCUUCGGCCAUGGUGAACGUCUCGGGAGCGAGGAUAGUCAGAGUGGAUGGUUCAAGGAGGGGGAACACAGAGGUCGCUCGGAAGGCGAGCAGGGGCGGCUGGUUGCGUUGAAGAUGACAGACAGGACGUUGUGCGAUAAGGAUGAUAGGACGCGUGUGAGCUUCAUACGUGAAGUUGAAGUACUUAAGCACAUAUCUCACCCGUCCAUCGUUUCCUACAUCCACGCUUUCAGCACUCCCGCAUAUCACGUCCUUGUGCUGGAGCAUAUACUUGGCGGCGAGCUCUUUGAUCUCGUGUCGACUCCAGAGCUACAUGCACAGCUGGAUGAGCCUCUGCUUCGACGUAUCUUUGGCGAGCUGUGCAGGGCAGUCAGCUGGAUGCACGCGGUGGGACUUGUCCACCGUGACAUUAAGCUUGAAAAUAUCAUGCUUACCCGUCCUGCAUUCUCAGACCCAUCGAACGCCUCCGCCCUCAUCAAGCUCACCGAUUUUGGCCUUUCGAGGUUUAUUGAUCCUGCAACCCCCCUCCUUACAACGCGAUGCGGUUCAGAGUCAUACGCGGCUCCGGAGCUUGUCACUGGUCGUCCGUAUGAUGGGCGUGAUACCGACGCAUGGGCAUGCGGCGUCGUCUUAUAUGCUCUCGCUACACGGAGAUUACCCUUCGACUCUGCAGACACGACACGUGACGACAACAUGCGACACGAGGAACGAGCAGCCCUUCCUGGAGGCGAACAGAGGCGAGUCAGGGGCCCACGGAGAGACGAGCGGGCUGAGCGCAAGGCGCUGCUCAUGCGCAUCGCCAACGGCGAGUACUCCUGGCCCGAAACGUCGCCGAUGACCACCGAACCAUUGCGUGGGACCGCCCUUGCGCAAAGCGAGGGUAUGCGGCGCGUGGUCGGCCGCUUGCUUGUGCGCAACCCGCAAAAGCGCACGCGCCUCGCUCAGUUAUGGGGUGACGAGUGGCUCCAUGGCGAAGGCGCUCCGCCGGUGCCGUCGCUGCCCGAUAGCAUGAGUCCGAGCACUGAAGUCACUCCUGUGCAUGACAACGUGAGCGUCAUUAGCGAUGACACGGUAUCCGAGGCGUCGCCCGACAUCAUCGACCCAGAGGAGGAAUUUUUGGACGAAGAUGAGGACGCCGCAGAUGGCGUCCUUGUUGAUGAACAAGACAUCGGGCCGGACAGCGUUGCUCGGCAAGAACACUGAGGCAUACUUCCUUUUACACCCACAACCUCCGACAUCUAGACGACUCGCAUAUCCAGAGCCUUAUGUUUUCUCCCUUGUGCAUCCUUCCAUAACGUUUGCCCACCAUUAUGCUGUGCUCCCAUGUUGUGUUGUCGCUGUUACCCUGUGCAUCAUCAUCAUUGUCAUCAUCAUUCCACACAUCCUCGCACAUACAUAGUCAUCCAUCUUCAUCACCCAGCGCCACUGUUUCCCCCUCACCUCUUUGUGUUUGUACUAGCCGUACCUUAUUCCGUCGUCUGGAUGGG